AGACUAGACUGGAGGCCUUGAGUAGGAAUAGCUUAGGUUCCAGAACCUCUGGGACUCUCGGAAUCCCAAUGCUGCCACAGUGACCUGUAAUGGAGGUCAAGGAGGGAGGCAGGCCCUGAAUCUUACUCUCCAUCUAUGUCUUCAGCCAAGAAUAUGUUGAUCUGAUAGAGACAACCCAAAACACGAAUGAGGCGGAGCUUCGUGCCAUAGCAGAAGGCUAUGACUCAGUUUAUCUACAUCCGGUAUGGAGAGAACUGUGAGGGCAGCAGGUGGUGGCAAUUCUGGGCUUCUCCAUCCUCAUGGGGCCUGGGGGGUAGGGCUGUGUGGGGAGGAGAGCAACUGAGUGGAGAUGUGUGUUCUCUCCCACUCUACCUGUAUGGCUCCUGGCUAUCUCUGCAGAAUCCAUAUGUCUGUGCCUGCCUGGCCACGGGCUCAAUCCUCACACUGGUAGAUGCCAUGAUGGAAGAGGAGAUCCGGAAUGGCAUGGCCAUCAUCAGGCCUCCUGGAAACCAUCCCCAGCACAGUCGUAUGGAUGAGUGUUGCAUGUUCAACCAUGUAGCCGUGGCUGCCCGCUAUACUCAGCAGAGACAUAACCUCCAGAGGAUCCUUAUCGUGGAUUGGAAUGUACACCAUGGUCAGGGCACCCAGCUCAUCUUUGAUGAGGACCCCAGUGUCCUGUGUAUCUCCAUCCACCACUAUGAACAGAAUCAGGUCUGUCCCCAUCUUAAAGCCUCAAACUGGUCUCCGACAGGAGUUGGUCCAGGUCAGGGAUAUACCAUAAAUGUGCCUUGGAACCAGGUAAGUGUGUGCAAAUCCUUUGCCCCUCUCCCCAAGAGAAUGCUACCUGCCUGUAUGGCGGUAUGUCCCCAUCAUGCCUCUCUGCAGGAGGGAAUGCGAGAUGCUGACUACAUUGCCAUUUUCCUGCGCAUCCUUCUGCCUGUGGCACUCGAGUUCCAGCCCCAGCUGGUACUUAUAGCUACUGGAUUUGAUGCCCUCCAAGGGGACCUCAAGGGUGAGAUGUCCACCACUCCCGCAGGGUUUGCCCAGCUUACCCACCUGCUCAUGGGCUUGGCUGAUGGCAAGCUGAUCCUUUGUCUGGAGGGUGGCUACAACCUGUGUUCUCUGGCUGAGGGUGUUACUGCCUCUCUCCACACCCUUCUGGGAGACCCAUGUCCCAUGCUGGACUCCCCUGGGGCCCCGUGCCCAAGUGCCCAGGCAUCCCUAUUUUGUGCUCUGGAAGCCCUAGAGCCCUUCUGGGAGAUCCUUGCACUGUCAGCUGAGUCCCUGAAAGGGGACCCAGUGGAGAGGGAGAGCCUGGAGAACAGCAAAGCAAAGGCAAAGGCCACAUCACUGGAGCCUCCCAGUGCUCCAGUCCUAUCAUGGCCCACGCUACAGGCCAGGACAGGGCUCAUCUCAGAUCAGCGGAUGAUGCAGCAUUACAACAUCUGGGACAGCCACCACCCAGAAAGGCCUGAGCGCAUCUCGCGUAUAAUGUGUCGCCUAGAAGAGCUGGGCCUGGUAAAGCGCUGCCAGCUUCUGGCUGCACGUCCGGCCACAGAUUAUGAACUACUCAGGUGUCACAGUGUGGAGUACCUGAGCCGUCUACGGGCCACAGAGAAGAUGAAAGGCCGAGAGCUUUACCGGGAAAGCAUCAGCUUUGAUUCCAUCUACAUCUGUUCUAGUACCUUCUCAUGUGCCCAACUAGCUGCGGGUGCUACUUGCCGUUUGGUGGAGGCCGUUCUCUCUGGAGAGGUCUUGAAUGGAAUUGCUGUGGUCCGCCCACCAGGUCACCAUGCCGAAAUGAAUUCUGCAUGCGGUUUUUGUUUUUUCAACACAAUCUCAGUGGCUGCUCGACAUGCCCAGGCUUUCAGUGGACAAAUGCUACGGAUAUUGAUCAUAGACUGGGAUGUUCAUCAUGGUAAUGGAACCCAGCACACAUUCGAGGAGGAUUCCAGUGUAUUGUACAUCUCUUUACACCGCUAUGAUCAUGGAACAUUCUUUCCCGUGGGGGAUGAAGGCAGCAGCAGCAAAGUGGGACGAGGUGAUGGUGCGGGCUACAAUAUCAACGUAGCAUGGAAUGGACCCCGCAUGGGUGACACUGAGUACCUGGCUGCUUGGCAUCGUUUGGUGCUUCCUGUUGCCUAUGAGUUUAACCCAGAGCUCAUCCUUGUGUCUGCUGGUUUUGAUGCUGCCCGGGGUGACCCCCUUGGAGGCUGCCUUGUGACACCCGAGGGCUAUGCCCAUCUCACCCACCUGCUGAUGGGCCUUGCUGGCGGUCGUAUUAUCAUCGUGCUUGAGGGUGGCUAUAAUCUGACGUCCAUCUCAGAGUCCAUGGCAGCCUGCACCCGCACCCUCCUGGGCGACCCACCACCACUGCUGGCUUUAGAUCGCCCUCUAAAAGCAAAUGCCCUGGCCUCCAUCUCCGAGACCAUCCAGGUUCAUCGUAGAUACUGGCGUAGUUUACGUGUCACAAGGAGGGGUGAUAUCAAAAGACUUUGUCCUAAAAGAUACCAUCAGGAAGCGUCCCACUCUGGGUUCCGAGAAGAAAUAAUCAUCCCUGGAGCAGCUGCUCUAGAUGCCGGUGGAGGCGAAUCUACUUCAGUAUCAUCUGUAGAAGAGGCCACUUCGAGUCUGAGUAAGUCAGACAUCAAGACAUCCUUAAUGGUGGGAGCUGAGAACAAGUCCUCAGAGGUGGCUGAACGGCAUACUUCCUGGGAUGACACCAUUCCGGAGAGAGCCAUGGCACAAGCCACACUGGGCAAGAACCCUUCCGCUUCAUGUACUGUCACUACACUGCCACCUUCAUUUGAGCAAGAAGUUAUAUCACCCGGUAUGCCAGCUAGCCCUCUCAAGGCCUUGGGACCAGCCAGUGCAGCUCAGGCCAUACCUGACAUGAAGGCUGUAGAAGAAGAGAGUCCAGUGGAAGGGGCCAUUGGUGGUCAGGAAGUGAAUGAUUCACUGCUAUUUCAGGUGCUUGAAAACCAAGUGGACCUUGAACAGGUCUCAUUUUAUGCCAUAACACCAAUGACCUGGUGUCCCCAUUUGGAGUUGGUCUGCCCUGUACCCAAAGUAGGACUGGAUGUUACUGUACCUUGCCAGGAUUGUGGCACAUACCAGGAGAACUGGGUUUGUUUAUCUUGCUACCAGGUCUACUGUGGCCGCUAUGUUAAUGGCCAUAUGGUGCAACACCAUGAAAUCUCAGGACACCCGCUGGUCCUUAGCUAUGCUGAUCUGUCAGUCUGGUGCUACAUCUGUCAAUCUUAUGUACAUCAUCAGGAUCUCAUGGAGGUGAAGAACAUCGCUCACCAGAAUAAGUUUGGGGUAAACAUGCCCCAUUCACAUUAAGUUCUGAAAUUUGUUCGUCUUCUGAGGCCCGUGAAAUACCAGCCUUAGAUAAACCACAUAACAUGCCCAAUGAGGCUGUUAUUAACUUUAUUCUGUUCUGAACUCUCCAAGACUUAUGAUCCCCACCCUAUUGCCCAGUAUUGAUUUUUGUUGAAACCCUUCAGAGGACUGUGGCCAUCAUCUCAAGAUCUUGCCUCACCUCACUGACUCCUCAGAGAUACUAUCUUCUCUGGUUCUGAAAGAAACAACAUGUCAUCUGAGUGACCCUAAGAGAGGCUUAUAACAUGAUAAUAUAAACGUUGAAAGGUGGGGUCACCAACCGCCUGGUAUGGAGAUGCUGUGUCCAUAAUAAAGUUGAAGGUGUUGUUAAAAAAAACUGGAGAAAUUCUUGGU
Molecule: messenger RNA, 3738 nt
Organism: Sorex fumeus (smoky shrew)
Lineage: Eukaryota; Metazoa; Chordata; Mammalia; Eulipotyphla; Soricidae
Gene: HDAC6
Product: histone deacetylase 6
Exons: 21
Coding region: 220-3345 (1041 amino acids)
Biological process (GO): chromatin organization
Cellular component (GO): histone deacetylase complex
Molecular function (GO): histone deacetylase activity; zinc ion binding
Source: RefSeq, a predicted model, not a curated record